Linum trigynum is the source of this 3012-nucleotide messenger RNA. Lineage: Eukaryota; Viridiplantae; Streptophyta; Magnoliopsida; Malpighiales; Linaceae. The record is from the annotation of a GenBank genome assembly.
AUCUUGGGGGGUUAAUCGGUUACACCUUACACGUAAACCUGCCGUCACUUAACACUUAACAGACCCACAAAAGACGGCCGUGGAUGGUCGUAUCUUUGAGAAGCCUUUCUUUUCAAUUUCGUUCUCGAUCAUUUCUUCUCCUUUAAAUGCUUGUUUGCUCCCUGCUCGUCUGGAGAAGAAACCGAGCUCUCCCCGGCGCUCAACCGAUCGGAACGACGAACUCUAGGACGUGAAGGAAAAGAAUUCCGAUUCCAGUUUCGUUUCCCGGCGAUCUUUCCACAUUCUCGCGCUUUCGCUGUCGAGGUACAUCUGCGAGCAAACAACCGUCUUUGUUAGAACGGCGUGCUCCGCUCAUCGAUCUCUGCUGUUUGGAAUCGGAAUCCAGUCUGAUCUUGUUUCGAAUUUCCCGCGGUGGAUACGUAAUAUAAAGUAGGGUUACGAGUAUGAGAAAUGAAUCGUAAAGGCGAUCUCUCGCUUGUUUCUUUGUACAGUGUAUUUCUCUUUUUUAUAGUUUCACUGUAUGAUUGAUGUGUGUGGUGUUUAGUUGAAUCGUAUUUUGUUUCGGUAAAGUUACUCUUGAAGGUUGAAGAAACUUGUUAUGGAGACUGCUUUCUUCAACUGCUAGCCUUCCUUUGUAUGAUUGCAGUUGAGAUUCUUUUGGCUAUCUUGCUAGUUUCAGCAGAUUUUAGUGACUGAAUGAUUGAUGAGGAUGGAUAAGAAGUGUUUAAGUAGCUAGCUUCCUGUCACAUUUGCUUAUGUUGUUUAAUUUCCUUUUCUUUUUGUUUGUUCUUGAUUCUCAGUGGUUCCUUUUCUCCGUUGUAGCAAUGAAGCCAGGAAAUUCUAGUUUGAACCCAUAUGCAGCCUCGUAUAUACCUGUUUCUAGGAGGGAAGUAGUUGAACAUACUCAAUCUCCAGGGGUGGUUGCAAAAGCUUCGCAGAGUGGCAAUCAAAACGUGUGGUAUGGACCUGGGUAUGCCGUUGAGAACAGGCAGCUUGGGAAAGCUUCUCCAAUUACUUCAGCCGAAAGCCAUUAUGGGAAUGGAGUCUAUGGUUCAUUAUCACAGCAGCAGGAUGGAAGAACCGAAAAGCAAAUUAUGGAUGAAGUGUCUGACUUUGAGUUGGAAUUUCUACAGAUGACGUUUCCUGGUGUAUCUUUUGAAUCACUUAUGGAUGUGUAUGCAGCUAAUAAUGGAGACUUGGAAAACACAAUUGACAUGCUUAACCAGCUUGAGGUUGACAUUCCUCUCCCUGAUUCUUUGGAUAUCUGGGAUGUUUCAGAGCCCGCGUCGAUAGUGAAACAGAAGAACCUCGUAGGCGAAGCCAGUGCCUCUUCAUCUGGUUCCACCUCGGUCUCAGGCCCCGCUGUCUCGUCAUCUUGAUUCAUUUACAAGGGGAAAAAGCAGAACAAAUGUUGAAAGUGUUGUUCCUUCUCUUUUGUUUCUCCCCAUUUCUGUGGAUGGAGUAGAGUACAUAGAUAGAGGAAUUCUGGGUUAAAGAGGGAAAAAGUUAGAUAGAAUAUGUUGUGGUACAGAGUUUGCGCGGGCGGUUUUCUUUUGUUUGGAUUCACAGGCAUACAGGUUUCUGGUGUUGAAUCUUCCUAACUGGAAGGUUGGUCAUUUUGCGUUCUGCAGUUUUCCGUGUUGUUCAGUUUUGCUGUCCAGUAGGGUGUAAAAACCGUCGAGGAUGACAUUGGAUGGCUUGGUUGUUGUAAGUGCCGAUCAAAUGUUUGGAUUAUACCUAGCCAACUGCUGAAAGAUUUCCUAUGGUAACCUACACACUAUCUGACAAUCAUUUCUGUUAAUUGUAGACCUUCCUUCACUCAUUUGACAAGAAACGUCGGACUUAAGAUUGGAAUUGAAGGAUUUGGUGGUUUCGCAUUGGUGAUGUAUGAGAUAUAAGCCGACAGCUAAUAUCCUGAACGAGGCCAAAAACAACCUCCUUUUCCCUCCCAGCCACCAGCUACAGAGAAAACCCAAUUCUCACCAAAAGGAUGAAGUCCAGUGAACAACCAUGAAAAUGCACAAUUAAUUUUUUGAACACGGAAAGGAAAGCAUAGAGGGAGAAAGAGAAAUGGGGAAAAUAAUGAAAAUGGAACAAGGCUGUUGUCUGUUGACGAGUUCCAUGACUCGAACUCUAAUUAGGCAAUGGAUAACAUGAUCAGGAGUCACAUCUCAGUAGCUUCAGAAGCUGGGAACCUCCUCCAACUCCAAUCCAUCUCGACCGUAACGAGGUGCAGGGGAGGCUCUUGUAUUGUAGCUACCUGUCUCGAGUCGAAGGACUGCUGCUGGGUUGUCUUGCACCUAUCCUAUCCUUCCCUUUUCAAUAGCAACCGCACCUUCCCUCACGACCACAGUUCGUAAGACCCUCAGAUUCCUCUGCACACGGCUGACUUGACUUCUGCACAUCACCAACGCUGCAAUAUUCAUCCACCUAUCGAAUUCCUUCCACAAAAUUCCUUGCUCCAAUUUCUUCAGCCGCCGUUUGGUUUCCUGCUCCGCCUCUAUCCCUUUACAAACCCUAUUGUGUUCCCACCCCUGCAACUACACCUUCCUUCGGUAUUCCCGACGCUUUUCUUCAUUCUCGACCAAUUUUUUUCACACUUUCGGCUUUGGUCUGUUGUCCAAACUACUUAACAUAUCUAUGCAACUUCACGAGAAGCCCCCCUCAAGUUUAUGUUGCUUCCUCAUAGAAAUUAUAUAUGUUGCAUUUUAAACUACAUGAUGGGUGGGUACGCAUGAUUUUUACGUGAAGCUUGGUUCAACGAAUUACUUGAUGAGUGGAGUUGUAGCUUUUAGAUCAAGUUUGAUGGAAUAUAUUUUGUUCCUCACGUAUAUUUUGAGUUUAAGGGCUAAGAUGGAGGGAGCAGAUCCAUCCUGUGAAUAACCCGUUCACAUCACAAUCCUCUCUCAUGGAAAGCCUUUUUUUUUACCCUUUAAUCUUUAACGGACGAUUUCUCUUUUGUUUUAAGUCGAAAUUUAAUUUUUUCUGCACAGAUAAAUCAGAUUAAAUGUG